Messenger RNA from Chelmon rostratus (copperband butterflyfish), 5673 nucleotides. It is a transcript of the gene rps6kc1, whose product is annotated as ribosomal protein S6 kinase polypeptide 1. The transcript has 16 exons. Bases 54 to 3434 code for a protein of 1126 amino acids. Gene Ontology annotation, molecular function: ATP binding; protein kinase activity; phosphatidylinositol binding. Gene Ontology annotation, cellular component: early endosome. Gene Ontology annotation, biological process: protein phosphorylation. The record is from RefSeq and is a predicted model, not a curated record. NCBI's taxonomy places the organism in Eukaryota, Metazoa, Chordata, Actinopteri, Chaetodontiformes, Chaetodontidae.
UGACUGUGUACGGCUAGCCGGCUGGUAGCUUUGGCAAUGUUGUCAUUAUCAGAAUGAUAUCGCAGCGGGACAGAGGAGAACUUGCUCGGUUUUACACUGUCACGGAUCCUAAAAAGCACCAGAAAGGCUAUACUGUGUACAAAGUCACCGCAAGGAUAAUCUCCAGGAAGAACCCUGAGGAUGUCCAAGAGAUAACAGUAUGGAAGAGGUACAGUGAUUUCCGUAAGCUUCAUCAAAACCUCUGGCAGCUGCACAAGAAUGUAUGUAGCCAGUCGGAGCUGUUUCCUCCCUUUGCCAGGGCCAAAGUUUUUGGCCGUUUUGAUGACUCAGUAAUUGAGGAAAGAAGACAGUGCUCUGAGGAUCUGCUGCAGUUCUCUGCCAAUAUCCCUGCUCUCUAUAGUAGUCAGCACAUCCAAGACUUCUUCAAGGGAGGUGAGGUCCACGACGGCUCAGAGCUCAUUGGACCAGCUGAGCCCUUUUCCGACUUCCUGGCAGACAGUUUAUCAGACUGCAGCUCUGACGUCCAAAGAGACAUCAGUGGAGCAGAUGAUUUGACUAUCACAUCUGAGUAUGGAGGCCCGUCCAGUGACAGCGACCUGACCUCCCUGGCUGUGGAUACAGACUCAUUGGCUGGGCUGGAUGAUGGCAUGGCCUCAGGCCGCACCUCCCCAAACCAGCCACAGGGGGGAGCCACCAACAUUAGCAGCAGCUGCAGUCCUCGCUUGCCCUCCCUGCACGAACGCCGCACUCCAUCUCCUGCCCCCAUCCCUGCCUCCUCAGCACCUAACCCAGAGGUCAGCUGGCCAGGCCGAACGCCGCUCUUCUCUGGCAGUCUGAAAAAAGCCAGUGGUGGCAACUCGAAGGACGUUAAGUCGGACUACUUAGACAGAGCCAGUGAGCUCAUCCAUUUGGCUGUACAGAAGGAAAAAGAGCAGGACUUCCAGGCAGCUUUCUCCUGCUACCGCAGCGGAGUGGACCUGCUGCUGCAAGGAGUGCAAGGCGAGCCCAGUCCCACGCGGCGAGAGGCAGUGAAGAAGAAGACUGCGGAGUAUCUGAUGCGUGCAGAACAGAUAUCCAGUCAGCAUCUGAGAAGCAACAUGGGUCAAGGAUCAACACAGACAGUGGCUUUGGGGGCGCAGUGCUGCCCAUCCACCAGCAGAGGAGGCCAGCAGGGUCCGUCCGAGGAGCUGAGAGCUUACAGAGUGUUGGGGGUCAUAGAUAAGGUUCUUCUGGUCAUGGACAAGAGAACACAAGAGACGUUCAUCCUCAAAGGGCUGAGGAAGAGCAGUGACUGUGGGCGCACUAAGAGGACCAUCAUGCCUCACUCUGUGCCCCACAUGGUGCAUCUGAGGAAGUUCAUCGUCUCUGAAGAUGCGGUUUUCCUUUUGCUGCAGUAUGCUGAAGGCGGGAAGCUGUGGUCUCACAUUGGAAAGUACCUUCGUAAUUCCAGCCCAGAGGAGAGCUUUGACAUCCCUUUCAUCCAGAAGAGCCACACAGUGGCUGUACACUCUCCACAACAUGCCGUACCACAACUGGAUGUGGAUUCAGCCAGUUCUGGUUCUGGACCGGUUGCUUGUUCUGAUUCUGUUUCAGAGCUGCAGAAGGAAGGGGAGGACCUCAUCGCGUCUCCUCAGAAAACUGUUCUCCUUCCCAGGUUUAUUGAACAAAUUGGGGCCCAGUCAGACUCUGGAGCCACCUCUGAGGAAGAGUGCACCAACAGUUAUUUGGCACUUUGCAAUGAGUAUGAACAAGACAAAGUAGAACCAGAUGCACUAGAAGAGGAGGAAGAGAAGAGCGAACAGGAAAUGCUGUCACUGGAAGUGCCCAUUGCGACGACCACCACUUCCUCGCGUAGCCGCUCACUGCUUAGCAACGACAGCCUCUCAUCACCCAUGAGCUCUCAGGAACUUGGCUUUUUCACCGAGUUGUCCGACAAAAGUGGCCACACCCUUGACAUUGAGCAAUACCGCGGCGAGGGGCAGGAACACAGUGAAGUCUUCAGUCCUCUGCCCUCCCCUGCUGUGCCUCUGUCUUUGGAUCAGUCCAAACACACGCCUAUGGAGUUUUUCCGUAUUGACAGCAAAGACAGUGCAAGCGAGGUGACCUGCCUCGACUUGGGAGAGCAGCGCCCCUCUCUCAAGCAGGUCCCCAUCUUUUCUACGUCCGACCUGGGCUCGGACGUCACCGAGGAUCUUCCGGAGCUGGCUCAGGAGGUCAAAGGCCACAGCUCGGAGCUUUGGGGGUUGGACUGCAGCGAUAAAGGCUCCAAUGAGUCAGUGCCAGUCAUCUCAUUCAAAGAAGCUGUAGUCGAGGAUGAGGGUCACCCACCAGACCUUUUAGUCAACCUGCCUGUAAUGGGUGGGACUGUAGACUGUUUACAGGAGGAAUUAGAGACGUCGGGGGUGUGUGUGGGCCUCGAGGCCACAGCAUCUCCUCAGAAGUUUAUCCAGCCUGAUGUUUUACAGCUUCACAGCCAGUCUGAGGAAGGGGAGGAGCAGCCGCUGGAGCAGGAGCUGUCAUCUUUGUGCAUGGCCUCUGCAACAUGUGACACCAGUGUUGCAUCUUCCUCUCCCUUCAACUCACUGUGGGAUGACUGCAGCUUGGUGUUUGGGCAAGAGGCCUCGGACAAAAUGGCGGUUCACCCUGCAUGCCAAAAUAGUGACCUUCCCCUUGAUCUUCCAGUUACUGACUCGCUUAAUGAGAAACUAGAGGCCAGUACAAGAGUAAAUACAGACUUGGCUCCAACCUCCGGUGGCAACAGCGCAGGCUCUGUCCCAGCCACAAACGGGACCGAGUCCUGUGCAGUUGUUGAGAGUUUAUUAGGUCUUGAUGGUGAAUCAUCAAGAGUUAUUAGAAAUACAGGUGGCAGUGAAUUUGAUAAAGAAGUGUCGCGGCUGUUUGCAGAGCUGGACGAGCUGUCGUUGGCUGCAUCCCAAGCUCGGAUCCCGGAGGAGUUUGUGCGAUGCUGGGCCGUGGAGAUGGUGGCGGCGCUGGAUUCUCUGCACCAAGAGGGCAUUAUCUGUCGAGACCUAAACCCCAGCAACAUCCUGCUGGACCACCAAGGGCAUGUUCAGCUUACCUACUUUUGUAGCUGGAGUGACGUGGAGGAGUCCUGUGACAAAGAGGCCAUUGCCAAUAUGUACUGUGCACCUGAGGUGGGAGGUAUCACUGAGGAGACGGCAGCAUGCGAUUGGUGGAGUUUGGGCGCCAUCCUGUUCGAGCUCCUGACAGGCACGUCUCUGCUGCGGUGCCAUCCAGCAGGAAUUGGUCGCCACACCGCUCUCAACAUCCCCGAGUCUGUUUCAGAGGAGGCCAGGUCUCUGCUGGAGCAGUUGCUGCAGUACAACCCAAUGGAGAGACUGGGGGCAGGUGUGGGAGGUGUGGAUGAUAUCAAAUCCCACCCUUUUUUUGCCAGAGUGGACUGGUCCAAAUAGACGCUGUGCAUUGUGGGACUGCUGAAACCAUGGUUGCAUGCUGGGAGACUGGCUGUCCCGAAUGAACUGAUACAGUAAAUUUCUGCACACAUCUCCCAUUUCGUGUACGGUUAUUCAGUCCACGUGUACUUGUCUGGAGGGGUUUUUUUUGUGUGUGUGUGUGUGUGUAUGGAAUUUUCCAAGAAGCAGUAUUACCUUCCAUGUAAAUUGGCCAUUUCUUUAUCACAUAGAGGGUUUACUGUGCAACCUUUUUGGUGCAGGGAACACUUAAAACAUUGUGUGGUGCAAUAAUUUAUACAGCAAGUGCUGGGACUGAGUGAUGAUCCACUACGACAUUGUUGCUUUUACACUCCUCGUACAGUAGCUGUAAGCCAAAAUGACACGACAGAGAGCGGGAGGUGACGUUUUUGUGUUUUCAUGAAGUACUGCACGUGUCCCAUUCAAACUGACAGACUUAAGUCACCUCUCCCGAAGACCCACGUGCAAUACACUCGGUUUGUUGCCACCUACAACACUUGCAUCAUUCCUCAUGGAACCCACUGAGAUUAGCUGCGAGUGAGACAGGUAGAGCUUUUUACUUGAUGUGGAGGUUGUGUUGCUCUGAUUUGGAACAGAUAUGAUCUCUCAUUUCCUACAACACUGACUACAUUUACAUGCACUCCAAUAUUCCACUGUUAUUCUGAAUCUGACAAUAUUCCCAAUUUUAUGCCUCAUCAUGUUCUAUUCGGAUCCUCUGAAUUCAUCCUUACUCUGAAUGGAGCUUUUCCAAUUAAGACAUGUAGGAAAUGCCAAUGUUAUUUGGAUUAGGAGCAUUCUUUGGACAUGCGUACAGUGCAUUUAGAAGAUAAGAUAAGAAUAUACAUCUCAAUUGGGUUGUUUUUCACUGCAUUUUCUGACACAUGACCUCUUCCCAGUUCGGCUCUGUGCAUUGCAUAGCCAACACUUUACAAGGCUGCAUAGAGACGUAUGCGCAAAAAAAAAAAAAAAUCUGGUCGCAAGGAGAAACACAUCUACUUUUAGACAUCAUGAAAAACUUUGGUAUCACCAGGUUUUCAGAUAAGUGACAAUACUGCAGGGCCAACCCUUCUAAGAAAGUGGUUGGCUGAAUGAAAGAGGGAGGCUGUGUUUGUUAAUCAGAGUAUGCACGGCUGCAUGUAAAUUAUUAGUCGAAUAUUCACUUUCAUGAGCCAUGUAAACAGCAUGGUAGGAAUAUCAUCUUUUGGAAAAAGAGCAAAAAAUGAAAUGUUGUGCAUAUAAACAUAGUCAUUAUGAAACUUCCCCCAACCCCUUUUGCUGCCAACCAACCUACGUAUGCAGUAACAAAGAUGGACACUAUGCAAGGUGAAUGAACAAAAUACUAUGAGGUAGGAGGUUUUGUUGUUUAGUGAAGAAUUUAGUUGUUUUGAGAUUGAAUUAUUUAAUAGAUUAUAGCUGGAAAAAGGGCAAAGCGUAAGCCUUCUCCCCUGCAAGUGUGUUUCAUUCAUUCAUUCAUUCAAGAAGGAAUAAAGAAGGAUGAUGCUUGAACCACACAUUUGAAACCAGCCCUUUUACAGAUAGUAGUUGUUUUUAUGAGUAUCAGAGGAAAAUCUCUACUGUACGACACUGCUUUUCCUGCAUGGAAGAAUAUGAUUUAUGUGAUAUAUUUAAUACAAUGAAAAAUUUAUGGAACAAUAAAUAACACGUGUCCUGUAAAUAUACCUUAGAGAGGAUGUGCUGAGUGGGAAGGUGCACCCAGGUCUCGAAGCCUUUAUCGUGUCCGACAUGUCAAUCACUUACUGCCUCAUCAAUCAAAUCCUUUUUAUUUGAUUGUGUUUGUUGUGCUAACUUGCCACACAGAUCUUAAUGCUGAUUUUAUAAUAUGAAAAAUGACUGAAUGGUGUGGUAGACAUUUCCGCGGUUACACUACAUGCCAUGUAUCACUUGUAUAAUCAGAUGACACUCGAGCAUUAUUGGAGCCUAUAGUAACAAACGCAUCUUAAUACACAGAUAAUCACUCCACUGUAGAUGCUGCACUUUGUUGUACACCACUGCGCUGCGGAUUAAUACAAUUUACCUGGCAGGUACAGUAAAUUACCAGGUCCAUAUUCCACAAAUUAACCCUCUUUAUCAGACAUAAACAUCACAGUGGGAUCAGUUUUUUUUUUUUUUCUGUUUCCUACUGAAUGCUCACCCUUGUCUUUGCUGUAUGUUUGUACUGGUCUGUCAGUGCUGGAUAACAAUAAACAUACCUGGAUCAGUA